Messenger RNA from Drosophila albomicans, 1446 nucleotides. RefSeq names its product short neuropeptide F (gene sNPF). The transcript is spliced from 5 exons. Bases 547 to 1353 code for a protein of 268 amino acids. The record is from RefSeq and is a predicted model, not a curated record. NCBI's taxonomy places the organism in Eukaryota, Metazoa, Arthropoda, Insecta, Diptera, Drosophilidae.
UGCGCGUCGAAAGCAAACCAACCAACCAAGCAGCAAGCAGCCAGCAAUCAGCAGCCAUCAGCAGUCAAAUCGCUCGCCUUUUAACGGUUUAAAAAACGCUUUUCAAAUCGAAUUCUUGUGUGGUCUCUUCGAACUCAGUUUUUAGACAAAAAUUUCAAAUUUGUUUAAGAAUAAAAAGAGUAAUUAAAAUUUUUUGCAUUUUCACUCAAGAAUUUGUCAUUUUCUGUCGAUAACGAUUUUGCUGUUUGUGCAUCGUUUAAUUGGAAAAGUUUUUGAAGCACUUUUUACGCGAGUUUUUCCGCGUUUUCAGUCUCAUUUAAAGUAGAACAAAUACGUAAGAGGAUUUUGCGGUGCAAUCAAAUCUAACAUAUACAGUUUCAGUUUCUGUUCCAGUUCCAGUGCUGAUAAUAAAAAUAUUUUUUAUCAAUCGACGAAUCGUUCUGUAAACGGUAAACGUGCGUAAAUAAACUUUGCAUUCAAUUUAAUCGUCACAUUAACUGACAACCACAGCAGUAAUUAAUACAAACAGUUACAACAAACUCCAAAAUGAUCCACUUCAAGUCACAGAUGAGCUACGGCUGCGCUUUGGCCACAUUCAGCUUAAGUCUUCUACUGCUGCAGCACUCCAGCGCCGAACUAACCACAGUUCAAGGUGCUCCAAUCAACAAUCUGUACGAUAAUCUGCUGCAGCGUGAGUAUGCUGGGCCAAUUGUCUUUCCGAAUCAUCAAGUGGAGCGCAAGGCGCAGCGUUCGCCAUCACUGCGACUGCGCUUUGGACGCAGCGAUCCGGAAAUGUUAAAUAACAUUGUGGAGAAGCGUUGGUUCGGCGAUGUCAACCAGAAGCCCAUCAGGUCGCCAUCGUUGCGACUGCGUUUUGGUCGACGCAGCGAUCCCAAUUUACCCCAAAUGCGUCGCACAAUCUACGAUGAUCUCCUGGAGCGUCAAUUGAAUCUGAACAGCCAACAACUGAACCAGCAACCAGCUACGGCUGAUGAAGUGGAACUAACCGAUGACUAUGAUACCGCCUUUGAGCGUGUUGUGCGCAAGCCACAGCGUCUGCGUUGGGGUCGUAGUGUGGGCAACAAUAUUCUGGAUAAGAAUCAGAGAGAGCGUGCUCAACUGGAUCGUGACAUGACUCGUUGGUUGUUGUUGGCUCUGCAGCAACAAUAUGAUUUCCCAUCUGCUAAUGGCUCAGUUGAGGACAUCGAAGAGGAUCAGGACGACAACAGCUCAGAGUUCCAGCGUGAAGCUCGCAAGCCAAUGCGUUUGCGUUGGGGACGCAGCACUGGCAAAGCUCCCUCAGAGCAGAAGGCUGCUGAGACUGCGUCUGUCGCCCCAAAGACAGAGAAUUAAAUUGAGCAACGUCAUGAAACUUAAAAAUGGAAAUGGUUAUGGAACAAAAGGACUACAGGACAAAUGAUAAUGGCAACAACAACAACAACAACA